Thlaspi arvense is the source of this 2095-nucleotide messenger RNA. The record is from the annotation of a GenBank genome assembly. Lineage: Eukaryota; Viridiplantae; Streptophyta; Magnoliopsida; Brassicales; Brassicaceae.
UAUAUAAUCCCUUAUGCAAGAGAAGAAACAAACAAAAAAACACAGCACCAACAAAACUCUCCCAAAAUUUGUCUCCCAAAUUUUUUCUCCUUCUCCAAAAUUUGUCUCCAAAAUUUUUUCUCCCAAAUCUUCAGAAUGAAGUCCCCUCCCAUAUAUAUUUGCCCAGAAGCAAAUAGUUCCUGUAGUUACUCUAGUUUAGCUAUUCUCAAAAUCCCAAAUAGUUUGUUUUUUCUUUCAAAAUCUGCUCGAUCUCAUGACUGCAUUGGCGAUCUCAGACGUCUUCUUCAAACCAAAGUCCGAUGAAUCGUUCGUACUCCCUAUCUUGCUUACAGAAGACCUAUUUUCGAUCAUCCCAUCAACUACUCGAAGAGAUAUCUUUCAGAACGAACCAUGGAACCUCGAUGGUUAUUCUGAGAUCCCAGUUUUUCUUCCCUAUCAGCCACUUCUAGGCGUACAAGUCUGGUCAUGGUUCUUCUCAAUCACAGAUCUGCAUUUGGGUAUUUCUUUCCCAAAAAUGCCGGAGAACUUCAAAUGGACGCCUGAAUCGCAUGAGGAAGUAGGUAUCAACGGCCAGAAUCUGCUGGUACGUAACAUUCGACUCAGAUUCUGCGAGAAAGAAAAUGAGGAAAGAACUCAAGAUGAGCAAAGAACUCAAGAUGAGCAAAGAGCUCUGGCUUCUCUCUGGAAAAUGACAGAGUACCGUCUUAAUCGAAGAAACGUAUUUUGCAUUACGUUCAAGACUGUCCCUAAUCUUGUACCUCCAGGUCGUGCAUUCGUAGAUAAAUUUCAGUUUCUUGGUAAAGUAAAUGAAAGGGAUCUCGCCAGAGAAAAGAGCCGAAAGCGAAAUUUCGCUCGUUUCCUAGCAGAUGGAGUUACAGAGCCAUCAGUUUGCUGCUUGUGCUGCUCCUUAAGGCUUCCUGACAAUGUCACAGGGACAAAGGUUUCCAGAUUAGUAUACACUAAUUCCGGAUCUGCUGUACUGGCAUUGGCAUCUGAUGCCAUGCACAGGCUCUGGAAAUGGCCAAAAACUGAACACAAUUUGGCUGGAAAGGCAACGGCUACUGCACCUCCUGAUUUAUGGGUACCCAAAAGUGGGAUUUUGAUGACGAAUGAUGCAAACCCCAAAAAGUCUAUCCCCUGUUUUGCUCUCUCAAAAAGCGGCGGUUACCUAAUUUCAGCUUCAGGGGGAAUUAUCUCUGUCUACAACACGAUAACAUUCAAGACUAUGAAGAAGAUCGAAUUUCCGCCGCCUGCAGCAACAUUCUUUGCCUUUUAUCCUUGGGACAACAAUAUAGUUGCCAUUGGCAUGGACGAUUGGUCUAUCCUGAUCUACGACACUCGUAGUGACAAGGUGCAAGCCAAGUUGAAUGGUCAUCAGAACAUAAUAACAGGUCUUGCUUUCUCACAGACUCUGAACAUUCUCGUUUCGGCAGGUGCUGAUUCGCAGAUGUGCAUUUGGAGCACAGAUGGAUGGGAGAAGCAGAGUAGUAAGUAUUUGCAAGUUCGAAAGGGAAGAACAAUGCCGGCUGUUUCAGAAACCCUUGUGCAGUUCCAUCUUGAUCAGAUUCAACUCUUGGUGGUCGAAGAAAGGCAAAUUGCCAUUUAUGAUGCUAAACAAAUGGACUUGUUGAAGCAGUGGUUUAGGUGGGAAGCAAGUGGUCGAAUCACAUCAGCUACAUAUUCAUGUGAUUGCCAGUCAAUCUUUGUGAGCUUUGAAAACGGCAAUGUCGCUGUCCUCACUGCUUCAAACCUCAGCUUGCGAUGUCUGAUUGACCCAACAGCCUACUUGGCUACGAACUCGAGAGAAUAUCCACUCGUGAUUGCAGCCCACCCUUCUGAUGCUAACCAGAUAGCAUUAGGUCUGAGUAAUGGCUCCGUCAAUGUUCUUGAGCCUUCUGAAUCUGAAGAAAGGUGGGGCACUGGUUAAAUAUGGAGAUCCCAUUGACUGUUUUUUUCGCCUGAAUAAACUUUGGCUCAUUUCAUUUGUUUUCUUUUAAACUGAAGUCUAAAAUUUUAAAACCUGGAUUGAAACACGGUAUGGUGUUCAUGAUUCUUCAAAAAAAAUGGAAAUAUCUUACUCAAUGUUGUUUAGUAC